GGGAAUCACAUGUCCUCACACUUCGGGAAGAUUUGUAUUGGUACGGCGGCUGGGCUUGGAAAAUAUUGGGAAAUGGCUACCCUUGAACUCUUAUGGACAGAAUCCGUAAACAUGUGGACUAAUGUGCAUGUGACACAGUAGAGAAGUGCAUAGAGUAUUUAUAGGAACCGGCUUUUGUAACGCUAUCAGCUUGCUCAAGCAUGCAUGGAAAUCUAUGGGAAUUCAUUGUUGGCGGAGAUUCACCCAUUAACAGGAAGUAGGAAUAGCCAAGCGACUGAAGCUGUUUUGAUCAGUGUGCUUUUUAAACAUUUGUUUAUUUUUUAAAUUAUUACACUUUAAACAAAACAAAAAAUAAAUAAACCAGUGUUUUUAUAAUCAAAGUGUGAAAAAUAUCGAUGGAAUAUUGUAACUAAAAAUUCAAAGUCACUGGAGCUCGAACGUGUGUGAGAAGCUGUUUUUGAAAGUCCCAUGUAUAGACUUUCAGUUUGCUUUUGUGCUGUUUUUAUAUAUUUUUGUAGUCCUAUUUUUUUAACAGACCAUAUCAAUUGGAUGUAUACAAGACGAACGAACUAACUUUUGAUGCCAUGUCUGAGAGAAAAGUGUAAGCGGUUUUAACAAGGUUUUCGAAGGUCGAAGACCUCCACCCAAGAUGAGGUCUUCUUUGGCUCCCGGUAUCAGACUGAUCACGUCCUUCUCAAGAGACAGCUGGUACAGAGGUUUCACCCUCUUCCUCACCUUUCUCUUCUAUACCAGCUACCAUCUCUCCCGGAAACCCAUCAGCAUCGUCAAGAGUGAGCUGCACAAAAAUUGUUCCACCCUCAUUCGGCCACCAAACCUAAACGGAACUGACAAUGAAACCUGGUGUGACUGGGCGCCAUUUGACCAGGACAACUACCAGACGCUGUUUGGAGCCGUGGACAACUCUUUCCUCGUUGCUUAUGCCAUUGGCAUGUUUUUCAGUGGGAUAUUUGGUGAGCGCGUGCCCUUGCGCUACUACCUGACCACCGGGAUGCUUCUCAGUGGUCUCUUCACAUGUCUGUUUGGCCUGGGCUUCUACUGGAACAUCCACUCUAUCUGGUACUACGCCUUCGUCCAGGCAAUGAAUGGACUAGUGCAGACAACGGGCUGGCCUGCAGUGGUGGCCUGCAUUGGGAACUGGUUUGGAAAGGGGAAGCGAGGGUUCAUCAUGGGCGUGUGGAACUCACACACCUCGGUAGGCAAUAUCUUGGGUUCGCUCAUCGCCGGCAUCUUUGUAUCCUCGGCCUGGGGCAUGUCCUUCAUCGUGCCCGGCAUCAUUAUCGCAUCCACGGGCAUUCUCUGCUUCUUCUUCCUGGUGGAGAAACCAGAAGAUGUCGGCUGCAGCCCUCCGCAGCACCAUGAGGACAACGAGAAGGAGCCUCUCUUACAAAACUCAUCUAGUAGCGAGGAGAUCUUCAGCAGUCCUGGCCUGUCCAACUCUAUCUCCUCCGAGUCGACAGAGGAGCACACCGAGGCCAUCAGCUUCUGUGGGGCCCUCAGGAUACCUGGUGUAAUGGAGUUCUCCCUCUGUCUGCUGUUCGCUAAGCUUGUUAGCUACACCUUUCUCUACUGGCUUCCUCUCUACAUCUCUAAUGUUGCCCAUUUUGACCCCAAGGAAGCUGGGGACAUGUCAACACUAUUUGAUGUAGGAGGAAUUGUGGGGGGCGUUGUGGCUGGACUGGUGUCGGACCAAACUGGGGGCAGAGCCUCAACCUGCUGUGUCAUGUUAAUAGUGGCUGCUCCUAUGCUGUUCCUGUACAACCACAUUGGACAGUAUAGCCUAGCAACCACAAUCGGGAUGCUGUUGGUGUGUGGAGCCCUGGUGAACGGACCCUACGCCCUCAUCACCACAGCUGUGUCUGCUGACCUGGGGACACAUGAGAGCCUGAGUGGAAACUCUAGAGCGUUGUCAACGGUCACGGCCAUAAUUGACGGCACAGGGUCAAUAGGUGCUGCCCUAGGUCCUCUGUUAGCAGGAGUGAUCUCUCCGACGGGGUGGAACAAUGUCUUCUUCAUGCUGAUCACUGCUGAUAUCCUCGCCUGUUUGCUGCUGUCCAGGCUGGUGUAUAAGGAGGUGAGGGGCUGGUGUGGACACAGCCCCAGACAGAGAGGGUUCAAAGAAAUAUGAGUGGGUGCCUGGGACAAGAGACCGUAUCACACAUGCAAGGAAGGACGCAGGAAAAAGGACCAAGAACUAACCCCUGAGGUGCAUCAAGAUUUAUAGGGUGCCGAUCCUUUCAUCCUUCAUCCUUAAUGGCCCCAGACCCCGUCACCAGCGGAUGAAAGGAUCUGAAAAAGGAGGAAGGGGCCAUUGAUAUUUUGGGACCAUCUGAUGGAGAGAGAGAACAAGUCCUUUCUUCAAAUGGUCGCAAAGCACUUUCUCUCUUAUGCCUUUUUUAUGAUUAUUUUGUAUGUUUAUUUUUUUUCUCUGUUUGCCCCUCUCGGGGCUGUGUGCAUCUUUCAUCUUAUUAUUAAAAUAAUGUGCACACUG
Messenger RNA from Oncorhynchus tshawytscha (Chinook salmon), 2509 nucleotides. RefSeq names its product glucose-6-phosphate exchanger SLC37A2-like. NCBI's taxonomy places the organism in Eukaryota, Metazoa, Chordata, Actinopteri, Salmoniformes, Salmonidae. The coding region runs from base 650 to 2146 and encodes 498 amino acids. The record is from RefSeq and is a predicted model, not a curated record. Gene Ontology annotation, biological process: phosphate ion transmembrane transport; glucose-6-phosphate transport. Gene Ontology annotation, molecular function: glucose 6-phosphate:phosphate antiporter activity. Gene Ontology annotation, cellular component: endoplasmic reticulum membrane. The transcript has 19 exons.